This is a messenger RNA of Colletotrichum orchidophilum, 1629 nucleotides long. RefSeq lists its product as uncharacterized. NCBI's taxonomy places the organism in Eukaryota, Fungi, Ascomycota, Sordariomycetes, Glomerellales, Glomerellaceae. Bases 1 to 1629 code for a protein of 542 amino acids. The transcript has 5 exons. The record is from RefSeq and is a predicted model, not a curated record.
AUGCCGCCGCCGACUGAGCUACCGACGCAGACUGAGGUACCGCCUGAGUUUAGAGACUCCUACCUAGGAUCAGACAACUACCCGCUCAACCACGUGAGAGCCAGUUCGUAUGGACGAGCCAGUCUAUUGGACCAAAGGAACAGACUCAUAGAUCGGGGAGAAACUCUCUUCGUCAGCGAUGAAAAGGCCAAGAUCCCGAUUCGCGACAUAACUGGAGCUGGCGGAGUCCGCAAAAACAAUGUAUUGAACGACGGCCAUCUGAAAGAGCUUCUUGGCGAGUUGACCGUACCAAAUCCACGAAACCUUGAUCUGUCUCCCAGAGUGUUGGCAUUUAAGAGAGACGAAAAAUGCCGCUUUGUAUUCCUCAUUGCCGAGAACGCUUUGGCGCCUCUGGAAGCGCGACCGGAGAUGUUGAUGCGUCUCUUGACCUUUUACCAAGUCAUGCCACAGUUUCUGGACUUUCUCUAUAUCUAUGGAUCCCCACAUGGCGAAGACAAAAACCUCCGGUUCAGUGGCUUCAGAACAGAAAAGGUUCUCAUCAAUCCCGCACCGGGGACGUGCAUUCCAGAUAUGGGCCGAAGCGGGAGGAGAUUUCAGAUUUGCUACAACCUGAAGACUGUAGGACUCAAAUUUGAGCAACCGGGACAGGAGGUCAACAAGGUCUGGAAAAUCAGGCAAGCAGCUAUCCACCAUCAGUUCGACGUCGGAUCCGGGGUCCAGAACUGGAUACUUGGAGAUCCACACGCGGUGGUCAAAGGCCUUAUCCAGGAGCUUUUCCCAGAGAAGCGGAACCAUUCUUCCAGAUUCGGGACUACAGAGCAGUCGCUGUUGUCAUCUCUAGAGGUACACCUUGUUCUGGCGAGGUGGGCGACGUCAGGAUGGAGGUGGAACGUGCAGUCACUUGAAGAAAUCAUCGAUAACCUGACUCUCAAGAUCAUUUCCAUACAAAAGUCGAACUUGGAGACACUUGAUUCUGAAUCUCUGGGGAUCGUCCAAGAGUGGGAAGACAAGACCAAUGAAACCAUCAUGGUGAUGGAGUCGAACGCCGACAUCUUGACGAUGCUGAGGAAAUUCUACAUGGAACUUGUCAAGGACCAGAACUUUCCGAGCAGUGAACUCCAAGCUGGCACACAAGCGGUGAAUGAUUUUGCAUCUCAACUCAAUGAGAUGAUAUACGACACCCAAAUGCAAAUCUCUAGGGCCCAGGUUUUGGUCAAGAUCGUGGCAGACAGGAAGGCAAUCCUCAUUCAACACAUGCAGGCCCAGGCAGCAUUGGGUGCAUCAAAGCUCACAGCGAGCAUGUACGACCAAGCCGAUCGAAGUGCCAUAGAAGCAGUUGCCAUGCGCAUCGUGACAGUUGUCACACUGAUCUACCUUCCAGCAACUUUUUCCAGUACUUUCUUCAGCACAAAUGUUGUGAAAUAUCAAGAUGGAGUCAAGUUUUCCGGGGUUGCAUUCGAAAGAUUCCUUCAAGUAACUAUUCCUUUGAUGUUUGUCACCUUCCUCCUUGCAGGAGUUUGGUUCUGGUGGGAAUUGCAAAGGAGAAGACGAAGCUCCAUGGCGACCAGAAGUGCGAACCCAGAUGCCUUCCCUCUAUAUGAGGUUGUGUCUGGGAAAGAAUCGCGAUAG